Lindgomyces ingoldianus is the source of this 2106-nucleotide messenger RNA. RefSeq lists its product as uncharacterized. Bases 1 to 2106 code for a protein of 701 amino acids. The record is from RefSeq and is a predicted model, not a curated record. NCBI's taxonomy places the organism in Eukaryota, Fungi, Ascomycota, Dothideomycetes, Pleosporales, Lindgomycetaceae. The transcript is spliced from 2 exons. Gene Ontology annotation, molecular function: protein binding.
AUGGCCAAGAUGCGGGGCCCUCGAUACAUGUCCCGCAUUCACGUGAUCGCGUGUCUGACCCUCUGGUCCCGGGCAGCGCGCAACCCGGGUACCUUUAGAUACAUUUCCUGCAUCUCCAACUCCACAGCCCUUGUACGGCAGCCCGGUGUAGCCAGUCUUCGUGGUGCGUGGGCUUUUGGGACCCCAACGUCGACUUUUGUCUAUACUGCGAUAUUCGCCGCUGGUCUUGCAAUCGAUGCAAAGGCAAAGAGAGAUAGGAGCGAACAAUGGGACUUGGCAUUUGCUUUGUUGCGGGAAGAGAUGGCGAAGCCAUCCCAUCCCACGCCUCGAUUUGAAACACUUGAUCCGACUGUCGAUGCCAUGAUCUCCACAGAACAAGAAGUGGUUGAAGAUAUGAGCAUAGGGGUACCGGGCUAUAUCAGGCCCGAGGAAGUAUGGCCAGAAGGCGUGGAUUGGCCUUUCAUCUACCGAAUCGCUGGCACGGAGCUUAUUGAUGACCCUGUCCUGCUGCAGCGUCAAUCUCAGAUUGACUUCCAGGGAAUCGCGGAAGACCUAUGGAAGCUCCUUUCGUUCGACUCAAGGAUGCCAGGGACGCAAGCUAUUGAUUGGCCUGUCAGCACAGGUCCGGACUUAGUCCGCCACCAUCUGCCUCCACAGUCGUUGUGGUCUUAUGAUCACGUCCGAGAGAAGGCUCUGAGGAGAAGGCACACUUGGAAGAAGGUGGCAAUUCAAGAACUUGCUGUUGGCAUACUGAUUCAUCGAUUACUUGCGGCUACUCAAGCACAUCAACUACCGCACCAUGUUCUCCAAACCCUACCACAAUCUAUUCUUGAAGUCGCCAAGCUUGACGAGAUUGAACACCAUUCUAUUGAGAGAGAAAUGUUGCAACACAUGCGGGGAUUGCACAAUAUGCCUGGCGAGCUUUCCGCCGAGAAGAUUCUGGAAGCCAAGUCAUUCUUAAAAUAUUCUGCAACACCCGAGUUCCAUCAAGACGCUGAUGGAGACUUUUACUACAUUUGCCAGCAAAUGAACACAGCCAUAAAACAACUCCUCUUUGAAACAGACCCGCAUGGCUGGCAGAUUCCAAAAACUAUUGCUAAAUUGUGCCACAAUUUUCUUGUUUCCUCCGCCGCUCCCGACGUCCAGACAUUUAAUAUUCUUCUUGCUGGCCUUCAACGUUGGAAAAUGCCCGAUAUGGUCGAUAUAGUUAUACAGGCCUUUUAUGAUUGUAAAAUCCGCCCAAAUGAGAUCACAGUCUCCAUGAUACUGGAUCAUUACAUCCAGUCUAAUAGCCCGACGGAGUUUAGCAAGUUCGUGGCUAAAAUGCGAGGCUUCGGCGGGGCCUUGAUGUUAGCAGAUCCUGGCAUCACCAUCAAUGAAGCUGGCGGCGGUCGCCUUGUCAAGAUAGACGACCGGAAAAUCUAUCAAAAGGUUUUCCCUACGCCUUUAGUUUUUAAUACCCUCAUGCUCGGCGCACUUAGAUUUGGAGGUUUGGAGCGGUCCCUCGAGAUAUACUACGAGAUGAAGCAAGACGGCUGGGGGCUCGAUGUUAUGGGCCUCAACCAUUUCCUCACAGAUUGUGUGCUCCGCUGCGACUGGGACAACGGCCUCUAUAUUUGGGAGGAAAUCAACAGCAUCAAGACGACAGCAAAUAUGAGUCACUUGGCAGUCGCCUACUCCACCAUGCUGAGUCUAUGUUCCGUCACACGCAAUUCUGCCGCGUUUAACCAGGUCUUAACUGAAAUCGCCCGUCGAGGGUUCGAUCGCAAAAGGAUCCUUGAAUCAGCUAUGGCAAUGGCGCAUAAAGCGCAGGAAGAGCAGGAUAUUGCAGCCCCCCCUCAGACAGCGGACAACGUACUCAUUGCGAUCUCUGCAUAUAUGGAUGAUGUGGGUCCGUCUCAGUCUCAAUCCCAAACUUCAAGAGAUAUGUGUGACAGCACUCUAAAAGAGGUUGCCUCACCUAUAGAGGAACCCGAGGAGGCUUGGGCCUCCUGGCUUGAACAUGAGCUUGGGGGAAACGUCACACAUGGGUCUAACCAGCUAUCGGAUCCUAGUCGGUUGGAAGGGACCAGCCACCCGAAAAACGCAAAAAGGAAACAGAUGUGA